AUGGCAGUGUACCAUAUAAGACCUUACACGGUGAUAUUACUGAUAUGUGUAUUGUAUGUUGAAGCGACCAUUAAGAUAGAUAACAAUGUUGAGGAACUAGACGCACUGCGCGUGCUCGAUCACGCUAUUGGUGUAAGUGGUCACUGCGUUACAUGGGGGCAAACACAUUACAGGACAUUUGACGGCAAAGUAUACACUUAUGAUGGGGGUUGUACGUACACAUUGGUAGGAGACUGUGUCUCCGGUACUUUCCAGAUAUUUAUUCAGAAUGAUGCAUCCUGUACUGCGAAUAACAUGAUGAGUUGCGAACGUGUCGUCAUCAUACAGACACUUACCAAUCGACUGACCCUUCGUCUAGAAGACGAUGUGCCAAGUGCUUUCAUUGGCAACACCAAGUUGAACAUACCAACAGAGGAAUAUGGAUACCUGAUAGAGACAGUUGCACAUUAUAUUAUUGUAGAGAGUGGCUUGGGAUUUAUCUUGACUUGGGACGGCGGGGAAGGAGUUGAAGUUAAACUUACAGAUGAGACUUUGUCGGAAUACGAGAACACGUGUGGUCUCUGUGGUGUGUGGAAUCAUAACCCUAACGAUGACCUCACUUUACCUGCCGGUCAACAGACAUUCAACGUGAAUGAGUUCGCAGAGGCGUGGAAAACCACUGACCCAGAGCUAUCACAAGCUCAAUGUGCAGACAGAGAAACUCUACUCCAACCAUGCCAGCUGCGUGGCACCGAUAUGACCCCCAAUGAAGAUGAUCCAGAAUACUUAGCUAGAGCUAAAAAUGCAUACACAACAUGUCAUAUGCUGGAACAAGAACCAUUCACCGAGUGUCAUUCGGUUGUUGCACAUAAACCAUAUAUUACAACCUGCAUGGAAGAUAUGUGCUCUUGUGGUGCUGUUGAUGCUGAAGACGUUGAAAAACGAGGUGCUCAUAUUAUUCCACGAAUAGGAGGAUCAUCAUGUUUGUGUACAGCACUUGCAGCAUAUGCACGCGAGUGUGCACGUCUUGGAGUGGUUAUAGACUGGAGAAACGACGAUUUAUGUCCUGCCCGAUGUUCUAGUGGUAUGAUAUUCUCCUACUGCGGGGCGGCUUGUCCCCAGACAUGUCAGUCUCGUGGCGAUGGCGAAUGUGAUGUAGAAGAAUGUUUAGAUGGCUGUCACUGUCCCGAUGGUAAAUAUCUACAUAAUGGUGAAUGUAUAACAGGGGAUAGCUGUCCUUGUUAUUUCAAUGGUAUAGAAUAUCCACCCGGGGCAAUGUUACAGCAGGACUGUAAUGAAUGUGAAUGUGUUGAUGGACGCUGGAGUCAUUGCACAGAUGAAAUAUGUGACGCUACCUGUUCUGCAACGGGCGAUCCGCAUUAUAGAACGUUCGAUGGAACUCGUUUCGACUUCAUGGGCGAUUGCACCUACACUUUAGUUAAGAAUUGCUUUGAUGAAAGCAGCGAUUAUCAUAUUAUGGGUAAAAACGUGGAAUGCGGAGCAGCGGAAGGGGUUACGUGUACCCGGGCGGUUAUCAUCGAAGUUCGCAAUACUCUUGUGUUCUUGAAGCGCGGCAAUGCUGUUAAUGUCGAUGGUGAUGACAUAGAAAAGUUCCCAUUCCGAUACGGGGAUGUGUACAUUGAGAGAGUAACAUCUAUGAUGAUAAAGGUGAAUUUGGCGAAUGGAAUUAAAGUAUUGUGGGAUGGCAAAAAUCGUGUAUACAUCACGGUAACUCCGGAACAUUUUGGAAAAACAUGCGGUCUGUGCGGCACAUACAACAACAACCAACAAGAUGACUUCCUUACCAUGCAAGGUGAUAUUGAAACCAGUUCUAUAGCUUUCGCUAAUAAGUAUAAAACUAACCCAGGAUGCAGAGAUGCACCGGUAGAUGAAGUACCACAUCCAUGUGAAAUAUUUUCACAGCAUGCAAGCACUGCUGAGGAAACGUGUAUGAAGUUGUUGAACGAUCCAAUGUUUACACAUUGCCAUACGUUUGUGAACCCUCAAUAUUACUACGAAAACUGCAAAUUUGAUGUAUGUAGCUGCCAACAGACCGAUUGUCAUUGCGUCAUUUUUGCUGACUAUGCCCAUGACUGCGCAGAAAAAGGAGUCCCACUGAUUGGUUGGCGACAGGAGAUAUUAACAUGUGGCGUCGAAUGCUCAUCGGGCAUGAUAUAUACAGAAUGCGGUUCAGCGUGUCAGGUGACGGCAGAUACAUUGAGAGAAGGAAUAGAAUGCAAUGAUCAGUCAUGUGUUCCUGGGUGUAGAUGUCCAGAGAUGUUUGUUGAGAAAGAUGGCGAGUGUGUGUACUUAGCAGAUUUGCCAUGUGAACGUAAUGGAGAAAUGUUCGAAGCAGGACGAGAAAUUCCACAUGGAUGUGGAUCAUGCACAUGCAUCAACGCUGCAUGGGAAUGUGUUGAUAUCGAAUGUCCUGCGGUAGAAUGUGGCAACCAUGAAGUAUACACUGACUGUAAGUCUGUGUGCCCCGCGACUUGUGAAAAUAUGCAAAUUAAUGAAGGUUGCAGCUCGGCACUAUGUGAAGCAGGUUGUGAAUGUGCUAAUGGAUUUGUACAUGACGGUGAGAAGUGCGUGCGACCAUCGAGGUGUCCCUGUCAUCAUGGAGGUGACACAUACCGUAAUGGUGCUGUCCUGGAGAGUGACUGUCAACGAUGUGUUUGUCAAAGUGGAACGUGGUCUUGUGAAGAAAUGGAAUGUAGCGGCGUGUGUUAUGUGUACGGUGAUCCUCACUAUAACACAUUUGACGGUGUGAGCUACGACUUUCAGGGAGAAUGUGACUACAUACUUUCACAGACAACUUCUGAUAAUUCUGAGAAAUAUCGUAUAUCAGCGAAGAAUAUCAAGUGUGGUACAAGUGGAGUGACCUGUACUAAGGAUAUCAUCAUCCGAAUUGGUACAAUACAUGAACGAACUACAGUCAAAUUAAUCAGAGGCAAAGACCCACAAGUGAUGUCACAGAAUGGCCCACCAGUCGAGAUAGUCGAAAUGACAAUAUUCACAUUUGUCUACACUAACAUUGGCCUUGUUGUGAAAUGGGAUCGAGGAACUAGGGUGUACAUUAUUAUAGAUGGCAGACAUCAUUCAAAAGUUGAGGGGCUGUGCGGUAAUUUCAAUGGUAAACAGAAAGAUGAUUUCACAGCUCCUGGUGGAGGGUUUCCCUUAGAAUCUCCCAUUGAAUUUGGUAACAGUUGGAAGCUUCAUGAGUGCUGCCCAGACGCACCUGAUAUUGAAGAUACAUGUGCAUUAUCUCCUGAACGCAAGACUUGGGCCAUGAAGGGUUGCAGUGUUAUCAAAUCAGAUCUAUUUAAGCCGUGUCAUUGUGUGGUACCAUUUCGACCAUUUCUCAGAAGAUGUAAAUACGACGCAUGUGGAUGUGAUAUGGGAGGUGACUGUGAAUGUAUGUGUACUGCUAUAGCAGCGUAUGCAAAUGAAUGUAGUCGCCAUGGUAUCCAUAUCAAAUGGAGAUCACAGGAACUUUGUCCAAUAAUGUGUGACGGGUGCUUGGUCUAUGACCCAUGUAUAUCACCCUGCAAGGACACAUGUGUUGGGAGGUACUACGAACAUCACUAUGGUCACUGUCAGGACAGCUGUGUUGAGGGUUGUCGUUGUCCCGAUGGUCAGGCCUGGAAUGGGGAAGAGUGCGUCAAUGAAUGCCCAACAGUACCACCAACUUUGCCACCAACAACUACCAUGGUGCCAGAAACAACCCGGGAAAUUACGACUCCUCACAUAACAACAGCGCCACCAACACCUAUCCCAGACACAACCACAGAGCCACCACCACCAGAUACAACAAAACCAAUAACUACUACAGUCACAGUACCAACUACGCCAACUGAACCACAAAAACCACCAUGUCUAUGCUAUGGUUUUGGCGAUCCCCACUACCAGAGUUUUGAUGGCAAAUGGUUCUCCCACCAAGGUGUCUGUACUUAUGUUCUUGCUAGGCCACAGGAUGCCCCAUAUGACUUUCAGGUUUUAAUUGAUAAUGUCGAAUGUACUUGGCAGCCAGAAACCUCUUGUACUAAAGAAAUCAUAGUUAUAUAUGGUGGCCACACUGUAGUGUUGAUGAGGAUGGGAAAGGUAAAAGUAGAUGGAGAGAUGGUGGAACUCCCGGUCAAUAUUGAUGACAGCAUAUUUGUCGAAUUAGCUGGCAUGCAGACCGUGCUUAGAAUUCCCGAUAUAGGUUUGGACGUACGUUUUGAAGGAGUUUACCAUACAUAUAGUGUACUUGUUCCGUCUGAACUCUAUUGGGAUAGGACAGAGGGCAUAUGUGGUGAGUAG
Molecule: messenger RNA, 4281 nt
Organism: Saccoglossus kowalevskii
Lineage: Eukaryota; Metazoa; Hemichordata; Enteropneusta; Harrimaniidae
Biological process (GO): regulation of angiogenesis; blood vessel development
Cellular component (GO): extracellular matrix
Source: RefSeq, a predicted model, not a curated record